Nelumbo nucifera (sacred lotus) is the source of this 1642-nucleotide messenger RNA. Its product is annotated as O-Glycosyl hydrolases family 17 protein. The record is from RefSeq and is a predicted model, not a curated record. Gene Ontology annotation, molecular function: hydrolase activity, hydrolyzing O-glycosyl compounds. Gene Ontology annotation, biological process: carbohydrate metabolic process. Lineage: Eukaryota; Viridiplantae; Streptophyta; Magnoliopsida; Proteales; Nelumbonaceae.
CUAUCUCCCUGAAGCUCCCCUACUUCAGCAAUGGCUACCAGCAACUCAUCCACUUCACCUACCCACCAUAGUCAUGGAGAGAACCAUUCGUCAUGCAGCUAAUUCAGCCGUCAGUGGUUUAUUGCUUCUAAUUGCAGCCACUCUCGUUGGAGGCGUACAAGGAACCAUUGGUGUCAACUAUGGCACCAUCGCAAAUAACCUCCCUCCACCAGCUGAAGUUGCACAUUUCCUCUUAGAAGAAACAACAAUCAAUCGUGUGAGGCUAUUUGAUGCCAACCCUGCAAUUUUGCAAGCCUUCGCCCACACUGGCAUUGCCGUCACCAUCACCGUGCCCAACCAGCAAAUACCUGACCUCACCAAGCUUUCCUUUGCUCAACAUUGGGUGAAAUCCAAUGUUCUCCCCUAUACACCCUCUACCAACAUAAUCCGAAUCUUAGUUGGAAACGAAGUUCUAUCAACCGCCAACAAGUUGUUGAUCGCAAGCCUUGUGCCGGCAAUGCAGAACCUCCACACUGCCCUUGUCGGAGUCUCUCUUGAUCGCCGGAUUCAGGUCUCAACACCACACUCCCUAGGCAUCCUCUCAACUUCUAGCCCACCAUCAACUGGAAAGUUCCGGCGAGGCUAUGACACCGUUGUACUAAAGCCAUUGCUUAGCUUCCUAAAGGCCACCAAUUCCCCUUUCAUGAUAAACCCAUAUCCCUUCUUUGGUUGCUCCGAAGGCACACUGGACUACGCUCUGUUCCGUCCAAAUUCCGGGGUGUUGGACGACAACACCCGACUUGUUUACACGAACAUGUUAGAUGGACAAUUGGACGCUACUUUCUCUGCAAUGAAGCUCCUUGGCUUUGAAGACGUUGAUAUAGUUAUAGCCGAGACUGGGUGGCCAUCGCUCGCAGAUCCUGGGCAGCUUGGUGUGGAUUCGGAAAAUGCCGCAGAGUACAACGGGAAUCUCAUAAAACAUGUCACAUACGGUGUAGGCACUCCUCUCAUGCCCAAUCGAACCUUUGAGACAUACAUCUUUGCUCUCUUCAAUGAAAAUUUAAAGCCCGGACCAACAUACGAGAGGAACUUCGGGCUCUUCCAACCCGACAUGACUCCAGUAUAUGACAUCGGUAUCCAACGACCCACGAGAAGUGCAUCCUUGCCUUUGAAUCCGAGCCCAGUAGUGACACCAAAGCAAAAACGAUGGUGCCUUCCAAAAUCAGAUGCCGACCCAAAGGCUCUCCAAAAUAACAUUGACUACGUAUGUGGGCUGGGCUUUGAUUGCCGACCUAUACAAGAUGGAGGUGCCUGCUUCUUGCCCAACACUGUUCAGGCCCAUGCUGCUUAUGUCAUGAAUGCCUACUACCAGGCAACGGGGCGUAAUGCUUAUGAUUGCGAUUUUGCCCAAACCGGGGCAAUCUCUACAGUUGAUCCAAGUUAUGGAGGGUGCAGAUAUUGAUCGUGAAGAUAAGUAGAUCACAGAACUGAAGCAAAGAAGUUGGGGAAUGCAUCUUGUGCAUUCAAAAGCUUUGGUCCAGAGAUGGGAUAGUUUUAAACCUAUUUAGGAAUUUUAUGGAUGUAAUACUUCAUUUUCCAUUUAUUAUUUUGUCAUUAAAGAUGUCAUUGAUUGUCUGUAAAGCAAAUAAUAAAUAAUAAUAGU